Messenger RNA from Spirodela intermedia, 1808 nucleotides. The record is from the annotation of a GenBank genome assembly. NCBI's taxonomy places the organism in Eukaryota, Viridiplantae, Streptophyta, Magnoliopsida, Alismatales, Araceae.
AUGGCCGAAUCUGUGGUGCCAAGUUUUUGGGGGCCUGUCACCUCUACCAUGGAUUGGUGCGAGAAAAAUUAUGCUCACUCUUCAUAUGUGGCAGAGCUUCAUAACACAAUAUCUAACAUUCCCUGCAUUAUUUUGGCACUUAUUGGUCUGAUAAAUGCGCUGAGACAACGUUUUGAGAGAAGAUUUAGCGUUCUUCAUGUGUCUAAUAUGAUUCUUGCAAUUGGGAGCAUGCUGUUCCACAGCACAUUGCGUCACGUGUGAGUACUUGUAACUUAACUUAGUCUGUUUGCUUUUGACCUGCUUAAUUUGAUAUACAUGUUAUAUAAGGAUGUGCUUUUGCUAUGUAAGAAGCUUGUUUGUAAUGUUCUGGCACGAAGUCAUAUUUAGGAAAUGGGUUGUCUGGCAUGCAAACUACAGUGAUGAAUAUCCAAGAUGGAUGAAGGAUUUUCUGCUAUAUCGAAGUUGAUAUGCUUCAAGACGUUCCCCUGCUGCAAUGAAAGUUGCAGGUUCAAUGUCUCUGUAUCCACAUAAGUUGUUUUCUUGUGAGGAGAUGUAUUGAAAGCUAGCCUACCUGUCCCUGCCUAGGAACGACCUUGAUUAAUAUUGCACAAAAUUGAAGUUACUGCUGAUAUGUAGACAUUUCAAGAUUCACUUCGCAGUGGAGAGCAUUGGUGGACGGGGGUUUCGGCUGUAAGAUGUUUAGAGAUAACAAAUCCAUUAGGAGACUCGGAAUGGUAUAAAACUGGCUGCGAGCAUAGUGUGGGCUAUUGCGCGGAUGGUGUGUUUCCUCCUGGAUUAGUUCUAUAAGAAAUUCGCUUUGAAAUGCAGUACCUGAAAAUGCUGAUGACUAACUAGCUUUUCAGGAAGGCCCUUUUCUGGAGAAUAUGAUUUUUAAUUUCGUAUCUAAGACACAUAUGCGUAUGUAUAUUGAUAAUCGUACUUUUGUCUCCUAAUCAUUUCUGAGGAUAAAGUUUCCUACGUUUUCUCAAGAAUGUUUGUUGUGUUCGGUCGAUUUCGUUGUAAAUGCUUAAUAUUUGUAGAUGUAUUCCGCGAACCUUUUUAUUGGCCUCCUUUUGGGCAUUACGUUUUCUGAUCUUUAUAAUGUUCAUCAAUGUGCGCUACUUCAGAUUCACUCGUUUGUUCCACAAGUGGGGCCCUGCGACGGUCUGUUUUCAUAUUGAACUCUUAAAUUUUAAGCCUUUACUUGAAGUGCGAUGUUUCAUUUCCACGGAUUGGCUGGAGUGGCGCAUUCUGCUGACGUUUCAUCUGGGGACUUGGUUGAUCAAAUUCGCAGGCAACAACAAAGCGAUGAAACGCCCAUGGUCUGGGAGGUGCUUCUCUACCUCUACGUGCUCUACUCGCCGGACUGGCACUACCGAAGCACGAUGCCCACAUUUCUGUUCCUGUACGGCGCCUCCUUUGCGGUCGUCCAUUCUUUGGCUCGUUUCGAACUGGCGUUCAAGCUACACUACGUGGCCCUGCUACUCCUCUGCAUCCCGCGGAUGUACAAGUACUACAUCUACACCACAGACGCGGCCGCCAAGCGGCUCGCACAGCACUUCGUGGCGACGCUCAUCCUCGGCAGCCUCUGCUGGUCGGUGGACCGGUUUCUCUGCGACGGGGUGUCCCGGUGGCGCAUCAAUCCGCAGGGGCACGCGUGGUGGCACGUCUUUAUGGGCUUCAACUCCUACUACGCCAACACGUUCCUGAUGUUCUGCCGGGCGCAGCAGCUGGGGUGGCAGCCGCGCGUCGUCCGCGCCCUCGGGUUGUUCCCUUACGUGAAGAUCGAGAAGCCCAAGCGGCAGUGA